CUUGGCCAGCCCUCCAUAGAUUCAUCAAAAUUGUUGUGCUUUUGUCUUCCUUUGAAUAUUCUCCAAUAUGGCAUUAACAAGGAACAGGCCCUUUGUUGUAGUGCUGCUUCUUGGGUUUGUCAUCAUGUCCACCAUCACAAUAGGAGCACAAUCCAUAGGAGUUUGUUAUGGAACGAAUGGCAACAACUUGCCUAGCGCAUCACAAGUUAUAAAUCUCUACAAAAGCAAUGGCAUUGGAAGCAUGCGAAUCUAUGAUCCAAAUUCAGAUACUCUCCAAGCGCUUAAAGGAUCGGACAUAGAACUUAUCCUCGACGUCCCCAACACCGACCUUCAAUCCCUUGCCUCCGAUGCUUCAGCUGCAGCUACCUGGGUGCAAAACAACGUAGUAAACUACGCAUCAGAAGUGAAGUUCCGCUACAUCGCUGUUGGGAAUGAAGUUUUACCCACCGGCUCAAAUGCUCAGUACGCCCAGUACGUCCUUCCUGCCAUGAAAAACGUUCAGAGUGCAAUAACCUCCUCAGGCCUGCAAGGCCAAAUCAAGGUCUCUACCGCAACAUAUUCAGCCGUCCUCGGCAAAUCAUACCCUCCAUCUGAAGGAUCCUUCAGUGAUGAUGUCUCUUCAUUCAUAAACCCAAUCAUAAGCUUCCUUGCUGAGAAUGGCUCCCCACUCCUGGCCAAUAUAUAUCCCUACUUCAGUUACACUGGCGACACACAAAACAUUCGGCUUGAUUACGCCUUAUUCACUGCCUCAGGGGUUGUGGUACCAGACGGGAGCUACCAGUAUCAGAACCUUUUCGAUGCCCUGUUGGAUGCCCUCUAUGCUGCUCUUGAAAAGGCCGGUGGGUCUAACUUGCAGAUCGUUGUAUCCGAGAGUGGCUGGCCAUCCGAGGGAGGUACUGCAGCGACAGUGGACAAUGCCAGAACUUACUACAGCAAUUUGAUUAAUCAUGUGAAGGGAGCUGGGACUCCAAGGAAGCCUGGACAGGCCAUAGAGACCUACUUGUUUGCUAUGUUUGAUGAAAACCAGAAGACUGGACUUGAGACUGAGAAACAUUUCGGCCUCUUCACCCCUAGGCAAGAGUCCAAAUACCAAAUCAGUUUCAGUUGAAGUGAUGCAGGGAUUGGAACAUUAUCUAAUAUCCAUACUUAAUUUUGAGUAAUUGUUUUCGAAAUAAGAGUGCAGACUUUCUGCAUAUAUGGCCAUGCUCGUAUGCUUCUUUUUCUUUACUGUGAUAUUGUAAGCUUAUUGAUCUUCUAAUAAAUAAAGCAAAUUUUCUUCUAUG
Molecule: messenger RNA, 1283 nt
Organism: Vitis riparia (riverbank grape)
Lineage: Eukaryota; Viridiplantae; Streptophyta; Magnoliopsida; Vitales; Vitaceae
Product: glucan endo-1,3-beta-glucosidase
Exons: 2
Coding region: 68-1108 (346 amino acids)
Biological process (GO): carbohydrate metabolic process
Cellular component (GO): plasma membrane
Molecular function (GO): hydrolase activity, hydrolyzing O-glycosyl compounds
Source: RefSeq, a predicted model, not a curated record